This is a messenger RNA of Aspergillus candidus, 1645 nucleotides long. RefSeq lists its product as uncharacterized. The transcript has a single exon. The record is from RefSeq and is a predicted model, not a curated record. The coding region runs from base 95 to 1231 and encodes 378 amino acids. Gene Ontology annotation, cellular component: fungal-type vacuole. Lineage: Eukaryota; Fungi; Ascomycota; Eurotiomycetes; Eurotiales; Aspergillaceae.
CCCGUUCCAGAUCAGAUCAUCAUCGCCCCAUUCGUUGUUUGUUCUAUAGCCUGAGAGCUGCGCUAUCGGAUCAUUCCUGUAUCUGCAUUCCGCCAUGAUUUUAUUCCCCGCGCGCCGCACGGGGGGCCGGCGAUCGUCGUGGAUGCUCCUCGUGGUCUUGGUGAUCGCUCUGUGUGCGGUCUCGGCUGUUGCGCAAGAUAAGACUGCUGCUGAUAAUCCCGACGCUGCGACUACGGACGUCGCGCCGCCUGAAACCAAGGAGACUGCGAAAGAACCUGCGGAAGAAACAGCUACGGAAGAGCCCACGAGCAAAGAGACCUCUAGCGAAGAAAAAACCACUGAAGAGACCAAGACGGAAGAGAAAACGACAGACUCGAAACCGACAAGUACCAAGGAGUCGGAGUCGGAGUCGAAGACCACGACGGACUCCGAGUCGACCACGUCUGAGACUGAGACUACCUCUUCGUCCGAGAAGACCUCCACUUCCAAGGCAGCCGAUCACCCAGAAGUCACAGUUCCCCCGACGGCAGACGCGCCGUACAUGCAAAAGUCCAACACGCCCGAGGGCACAGUCUUCAUCGCCGUCGGCGCCGUCCUAGGUUUCCUCGGGUUCGCAGUUCUAGCCUGGCGCGGCAUGGUCGCCUGGUCGGUCAACCGGUCCGUCCGCCAGGCAGCCCUGAUACACUCCUCUGAAAGCAAAGGACUCCUCCGGUCCCGGCGAAAGAGGUCCACAGUCCGUCCCCAAGGCCCCGUCGCGCCCGUAUCUCUCGAGAAAAUGAGCGGCAACAAACGCUCCAGCCACAUGCACCAACGAUCCUCCAAGGUCCCCAGCUCCAGCAGCGGCCUCUUCUUCUCCCCAACAGCAGGAAUGCAGAGCAGCGGCAAUCGAGCAUCGAACUACCUCCCCGCAGGGUACUACGCAGCCGGAAAUGCCACCGCAGGCGGGAGUGGCAGCGGCGGCGGUGGCCACCACACGCACUUCUCCGACCUCCCCGGAAUAGGACCCCAAUCGCAAGGCUACACGCGGACAAAAUCAGGGCCCAGCCCGCCAGGGACGCCGACGCAGCCCCAGCACCCACCCAGCGGCCCACAAGCACCCUACUACGGCUCCUCGACCAGCGACGUCAACCUCUCGUCCGCACCACAGGGUCGAACACCCAGCGCAUACCUAGAAGACCUCUUCGAGAACCACGCACCGCAAAGAAACCAGAACAAGCGAUAUCGGGGUUGACACGCGGCUACUCGCUUUACUUCUUUCUUCUUUUCUUCUUUGCUACGAGGAACGAUCGAUGUACGGUUUAUGGAUUGACUGGUUGUUUUCUUACCCAUCCUAGCUUCCUGGUUCUUGUUUAGUCCUUUUGCAUUUAACUAAUCUUUGAUUUAAUCCGUUGAUAAAGCAUUGAAGUGCAUACACACAUACUCUUUUUGUGUGGGAUUGACUCUCUUGUGUGAUAUAUACAUCCCAGCAUGGCGUUCCCCCCACUUCACCUUGAUCAAUCAAUGAAGCAAUCAAUCAACCUACUGUCUACAGCAACAGCUAGCUAUGGGUGUAUCUAGAUACCAGUUAACUACGCGCCAUUUCUUCUACAAUCAAGAGAAAGUCGGAAAAGUCCAGAGAGAAAAAAAAAGGGCGUGUCGGAAGGAG